AUGUCGAGCGAGGAGCGGAGUUUUAAUGGCAGUAAAACGGAACCUACGGUGCUCUCGCAAUACAUCGAGGACGUCAAGAAGAUUGUCGAGAAAAGUUCAUGGAAGCCGAAGCAUAUUUAUUUCUCUCCGCAGAAAGUUCAUGAACCUCAAGCGAGUUUUAUAAAGGGUGGAGGGUUUCGCAGUCGUGAAGCGAGUAAUUCCUCACCGGGUUAUUCUCCAGGGCGUUUGGUUGCAUUUGAGUACUUCGAUACCGGCAAAGUUUGGGAUGAUGUGUCUUUGUCGAAACAUAAACGUGAUACUAUUAGUUUAUUUUCAGUUCACACAGAUGAGGAAAAAAAGGACCCCCGAACUCCCAGGUAA
Messenger RNA from Phytomonas sp. Hart1, 360 nucleotides. Lineage: Eukaryota; Euglenozoa; Kinetoplastea; Trypanosomatida; Trypanosomatidae. The record is from the annotation of a GenBank genome assembly.